This is a messenger RNA of Metarhizium album ARSEF 1941, 2355 nucleotides long. Its product is annotated as Sodium/calcium exchanger membrane region. NCBI's taxonomy places the organism in Eukaryota, Fungi, Ascomycota, Sordariomycetes, Hypocreales, Clavicipitaceae. Gene Ontology annotation, biological process: intracellular calcium ion homeostasis; calcium ion transmembrane transport. The transcript has 3 exons. The record is from RefSeq and is a predicted model, not a curated record. Gene Ontology annotation, cellular component: fungal-type vacuole membrane. The coding region runs from base 1 to 2355 and encodes 784 amino acids. Gene Ontology annotation, molecular function: calcium:proton antiporter activity.
AUGACACAAUCGUCUUCUGAUCCCCCUGAUAUAGAUAACAACGGCCCUGGCGCACCAGCAAAAGCCCAUGGAGUGUUUGAUGAUUUGCCCAAUCGACAGCACACCACCGCCACCGACGCCAAUUCUCCCCCCCUAGUCGCAUCGUCCUCCAUCGCCAAGGCUAGUGAACCGACCACGGCCCCCCCCGGGCACAGCCAAAACAAUGGCAACUCCUCUUGCCACCUUGGCAACCCCUUGGCCUUCCGUGAAAAGGCUCAGCCUCCCGAGUCGGAUGCCAGCUACUUCGGACCCUCCGCUAAGAACAUUGCGCCUGCUACAUCUACGCAAGCUGAUGCGGAGGGGUCCGUCGUAGAGCCCGAACAAGGUCGUAUUGACCUGGAUACUACGAACAAAUCACAGUCCGUCGACAGUAAUACUGGUGAUGAUGGUACCCCAACGAGGCGGAAGCGAACCUUUGUCCAAGAGCUUCGUAGAUCCUUCUGGCUCGUUGCUUCAUACAGCUGGCUCAACAUUUUGUUGGUCUUUGUCCCCGUUGGGAUUGUCGUUGCCAACAUCCAUGGUGUCCACGGCGGCAUUGUCUUUGCCAUGAACUGUAUUGCCGUCAUCCCUCUUGCAGGACUACUGAGCCACGCUACCGAAUCUGUUGCCAGUAACAUGGGCGACUCUCUUGGCGCUUUGCUCAACGUGACCUUUGGCAAUGCUGUCGAGCUCAUUAUUUUUAUUAUUGCCCUGGUAAAGAACCAGAUUCGCAUUGUGCAGGCGUCUCUUCUCGGCUCCAUCUUGGCGAACCUGCUUCUCAUACUCGGCAUGGGCUUUUUCCUCGGCGGUCUGCGCUUUCGCGAACAGACGGCGUUUCACGCAUCAUUUAAUGACGACAAACUUGCAGAUGCUCAGUCCCUCAAAAUAAGCCGCGGCACCAGUGUCAUCUUGCUUCUUGUUUACAUCAUCUACCUGUUGUUUCAGCUCAAGUCCCAUGCGUACAUGUAUGAAUCCACGCCACAACACAUUGUUGAUGCCGAGUCGACACCUGGCCCUGCUGCUGCAUGGUUGGAUACCUCGAGCAGCUCAGAUGACGACAGCUCCUCUAGUUCUGACUCAGUCUCAUCCGGCCAUUCUCGAGGCACCAUUGGUCGCAAAAUGAAGAAAGUUUUACGAAGUGGAAUGCGACGCAAGCCCUCGUUUGCCUCCACGGACACGGCUGAUGCCAGAGCUGUGCGAGGCGGCUCAGUUGUAACGGGAAACCCAAGCCCCAACGAGGAAGCCACCUCCGAGGCGUCAUCGUCCCGCAAGCCAUAUUUUCCACGAAUGCCCUCGACUGAUGAUGGUCAUUCUACCGACGACGAAAAGGUUGACCGACAUCGAAAGCACCGAAAGCGUCGACAUUCGCGCCGCAAGCAAAGCAGGAGACACGGCAGAAAGCACGAUGAUGAUGCAAAGCAAGAAGCUACCAGCGUACUGCCUGAGAAUGGCGUGCCAGCUGGUGGUCAGUCUGAACCACGCCGGGUGGAUUUCGCCCUUCCCGCUCAACUGGACGCCCCGACCGGCGUGGCAGCGGAAAGCGGCAACGAGUCUAGCAACACUAAGCGCCCGUUUCAAGGCUUUCGUUCCCUUUCCGUCAAGAACCUCACCCCGAGCGUAUUUGUCCAGAAUCCAAGGACGUUGGUUGACGCUUCACCUCCGCCGGCCGGACCUGUUCCUCGCGUUCGAUAUGGUAUUCGUCGCACAAACUCGUUGCCUGACCGCCUUAGCCACCAGCAACAUCUUCGCCCGCCCGGCGCCAUGCUGCCCGCCCAGAUCCCCCUCAUGUCCCUCAAUACUGCCGCCGCAGCCUCACAAAGGUUGGAUGAUGACGAUGGUGAGGAGCACUUGACCCGCUGGGCGUCUGUCAUCCUACUUCUCGUCAGCACAGGAUUGGUCGCCGUCUGCGCCGAGUUUCUCGUUGACUCUAUCAAGGAAGUCACGGAAACGUCGCGUGUUGGAGAAAUUUUUAUUGGCCUAAUCAUCCUACCCAUAGUCGGCAAUGCGGCAGAACAUGUCACGGCUGUCACGGUGGCGAUGAAGAACAAAAUGGACCUCGCCAUUGGUGUUGCCGUCGGCAGUUCGAUCCAGAUUGCUCUAUUUGUAACGCCUCUGGUGGUGAUUUUGGGUUGGAUCAUGGACAAGGAAAUGACGUUGUACUUUACCCUUUUUGAAACAGUCUGUCUAUUUGUUUCCGCCUUUAUUGUCAACUUCCUGGUCCUGGACGGUCGCAGCAAUUACUUGGAAGGUGCACUCUUGUGUGCCGUCUACAUCAUCAUUGCUGUCGUUGCAUUCUUCUAUCCAGAUCCAAAGGACGCAAAUUCAUGGAGCGACUGA